CCUGUUCUUGGAUUUUUUGCUCAAAAAAUAUUUCAAAUAAUUUUACCACACUUCACCUGUGAGCUUCAUCGCCGUUUUUGACUGGUUAUACCACUAAGACUAGGGCAGAUCUCCCAGCCAUCAUGUCAACCCUCAACUAUUUCAACUACGAAGGCGUCGGCAAGACCAACAACAAGCUCUACUCCUACUCCCAAGCCGUGCGUGUCGGCAACAUCAUCAAGUGCUCAGGCCAAGGCGGCUGGGAUGCCGAGGGCAACAUCGACAAGGAUGACCUGAAAGGCCAGAUUGACCUUGCCUUCAAAAACGUCGAAAAGAACCUCAAGGACGCGGGCGCAAAGGGCUGGGCAGAUGUCUACUCUGUAAAGAGCUUCCAUAUUUCUCUUUCUGGAUCGUUUGAUCUCAUGGUGGAGGAGUUUCGCAAGUGGAUGCCUGAUCAUCAGCCGACGUGGACUUGUGUUGGUGUUACGGAGUUGGGUAUUCCGGGUAUGAUUGUCGAGAUUGAGGUUGAGGCAUACAUUUCUUAG
This is a messenger RNA of Fusarium keratoplasticum, 524 nucleotides long. RefSeq lists its product as uncharacterized. Gene Ontology annotation, cellular component: cytosol. The transcript has a single exon. Gene Ontology annotation, molecular function: deaminase activity. The record is from RefSeq and is a predicted model, not a curated record. Bases 123 to 524 code for a protein of 133 amino acids. NCBI's taxonomy places the organism in Eukaryota, Fungi, Ascomycota, Sordariomycetes, Hypocreales, Nectriaceae.